GCAAAAGCGGUGUUUGGUUUCGCCGUCCCCUCUGAACCUGACAUCUCGUUGGCUUAGCUUAGCUUAGCUGCCGCUGCUCACCGGCAAUGAUACAGCAAACAAGAACUCGAUAGCACACACGAGUUGUACAUGAGUCCGCUUUUUGACAACCAAAAUACUGUCGUCAUUUAGACAGCAUUGUCAGUUGUUGGUGGAGUGUCAAAAUCGCCAAGUUUUUUUUUCCAGGGAGGAAGAGGAGGACGUCCGCGAGAGAAAUGGACUCGGUGACCGAUUUCAUGCGACAUAGGUUGGAUAGCUCGAAAGCGUCGUAGACCACCUGACUGCAGCCCAACUAUUUACGGCUAAAUCUUCGUGCUUUCUUUUGGCUCUGUCUGUGUGAUGUAAAACGCGUUAAGGUCCGAUAACUGUGUAUAGUGAAGGUAAUCGUUCCUGCUUGACCUAACGGGGUUUUAAGGCUAACCAGUGGCUAAUAAAUUAUAUCAGUUAUUCGAAUCCGUGCUUUGUGAGGAGGGUUAUUUUGUGUAGUAGCUUCUGAGUUUGUACAUCGUGACUUUUACCAAUGGGGUUUGAGCAUCACAAUCGAGCAAGCACGAUAGCCGUGCGUUAGCUACCAGUUUAGAGUCAAAAGUCCACCGGCCGAUUUUUAAGGAUCCCCAAAACUUGAACCCUCCCGGUGGCAGGGAUGCACCAUCAGGACUUUUGCGGAGACCCACCCAGUGCGGGAAGCCGAAAAACUGUGUUACAUUACCGCAGGGGCAGUGGUGGCGGGGCACCUGCUUCCUCCGCUGGUUCUGGAGUUAAUGCACUUGAAGACAGCCCGGCCCCUGCUGGAGCCUCCUCUCUGGGACCCCAUCAACAGCCCGGAUCCCAAGUUCCUGGAUCUCAGGUCAAGAAGAAGAGUGGCUUCCAAAUAACAAGUGUCACAUCUGCUCAGAUCAACGUAAGUGGCAGUAACAGUUUGGCUGAUGACACUGAGAGCUAUGACGACCUGGACGAGUCCCACACCGAGGACCUCUCCUCCUCUGAGAUGCUGGAUGCGUCAGUGUCCCGAGCCACAGACACUGGCGUACCGGAGAGAAGUUCAUCGGAUGAGACAUUAAACAGUCUUCAUGGGGUUGACACGCCUGGCCUUGUGUCACCCAAUGAGCUUCCGUAUCCACAUUCCAGCCAGGGAACCCAGAAGCAUACCACAAUGGUAAAUGGGACAGUCCACCAUCAUUAUUAUCCGCAGCAGCACAGCGUAUCCCAUCAUCAGCACUCUGACAAUUUGGGAGGAGGUGAAUCGUCAUCAUCAGCCCUUCCCCAAACAGCUAGCCAGCCACUUUCCAAAACAGGAGCUAACCAAUCCCAGAGACCACCAUUGUUGGAUAGCUCCAAACCCAUAGCAGGAACAGCACAAACAUCAGCCCCUAUUGUUGCUCGGACAGCUGGUGAAGCACCUCUACAGGGCACUGUACAUUUUCAGAGUGUCUCUUCUGUCAUUCCACUUCCCCCAUCUGGCCAGCCAGCUUUUGACAACACUGGCGUGAGUGGACCAACAGCUACCAUUGGUGGAGGUACAGGCCAGUCAGUAACCGCCUCAAGCACUCAAACACAGACUACUACCGGCUCUCGUUUCAGAGUGGUCAAACUGGACACCAACUCUGAGCCCUUCCGCAAAGGAAGAUGGACGUGUACCGAAUAUUACGAGAAGGAGAUUCCACCUGCAGCACUAUCCGAGGCACCUAAAGCUGCAGAGUUUUCUGCGGAGACUGAGCCCGCUAAUGCGGGAGUAAGUCCAAUUCUUCCAGCUGUCCAGCCACCUCACACUCUGCAGCCUUAUCAGCUGCCGAGCCAGGAGUACACCAGUCUUCAUGCAAUGCAGAGCCCACCGCAAGCUUCGGCACAAACCCUUACCUAUGUGUCACCCCAGGAAGUAGUUGGUGGAGCUCACACUAAGAUGCUAGGGGCUCCUGGUACUCUCCCCACAACUGCACCACAAGUUGGUAUAAAGCAGCCCCCCUCCCUCAUGUCUCAACAGUUAGCCUAUGCUGUGGACCAGCACCAAGCUCAAGCCACGGGAGGUUGUGCUGCACCUCAGCUCGGUGGUCUGCAGCCAGACUUUAUCCAACCCACCGCUCCGUUCCAAACCCAGGUCCAGCCUCCACUAGCGCACGUGAGUGCAUCCAUUUCACCAGGGUCAGCAGUUACAGCAAAGCCACUGGGCAGCCUGGCACAGCAGUCAACCAAUCAAGGUCAUGUGGCUCCAUCUGCUAUCGAAACCUCCAACAUGGGCCAGUCGCCAUCUCAUCCACUACAACUGGCCUCCACUGCUACAGGUCCACCAGCGCAGGAGGCCCCUUACAUGCCUUUGACUGCACUUCAAGCUGACCUACAACCCCUUCUCACCCCAGGCACAGCGCUCUACCCAGCACCUCUGGCAGGAGGGAGCUCCCUAAAAGUAUCCCAACUGAAAGAUGCACAAAAGCUUCUGUUUCAGCACCAGGGCCUGCUAGGACUGCCCACGCUGGGUGUCGCUGGUGGUGGAGUGAUGGCUGCGGACGGCGGCGUCACUGCCAGAAGCCUGGCCCACAUAGGGAUGUCUGUGGAGGCCAGCGCCCUUGCAGCUGCUGCUGGUUUGCGGACUCAGCAGGCUGAAGGAGAGGAGGACAGCUCUUCGGGUGCAAGUGUCGUGGCCAUUGACAACAAGAUUGAGCAAGCGAUGGACCUGGUGAAGAGUCACCUGAUGUAUGCUGUGCGCGAGGAAGUGGAGGUGCUCAAGGAGCAAAUCAAGGAGCUGAUGGAGCGCAACACUCAACUGGAGCAAGAGAACAACCUGCUGAAGACCCUAGCCAGCCCGGAGCAGAUGGCUCAGUUUCAGGCCCAGGUCCAGACGGGUAGCUCCCCAACUGGCACGGCCCUGCAGCCUCAGGUGCCGGGCUCGGUCGGAAGUGCGCAAUCCCUCCCCUCUGCGCAGAACUCGGGCUCGUAGGCGUGAAGAGGAAGGAUCUCCAUACUGUGGCACCCCCGCCCCCAGCUAUGCCACCAUCUCGAGGAAUCCCCUUCAAUUUUUUGUUGCACAUUUAAUUUAUUCUGCCUUGUUUUGCAACUUUUACCUGAUUAGACAAUCACAGUUGUCAUGGUGAUGGAUGGGGGAGGGGGGCAAUGCACCAAGUUUGAAUUGAAGCCUGCAAGCAUUCAGUGUCGAACAUGUGCCAAUGUCAGCCCUCCACCGCUACCCAGCACAUUCCUUUUUUUUUUUUUUUUUCUCCACAUGCACAUGUCGCUGCUAACGUUGGAUGAACUAUAAUGGAGGACUUGCAACAAAACCCCUGCCCCCUGGGUUUGAGAAGCAGUCAUUUCCAGUCCUCUUGCUUCAGGUUAGGGGCAAGUCUAAGAGAAAAGAUGAACUGCAUUGAAUUCGGCACCUCACUUUUCACUUGGAGGGCUCGGUGUUCUUCUCCUGCGUCUCCACAUUGCCCUCUCCACCCUCAAGGCACCCUCCCCUGUUGGAAGAGAAGUUCAAUAUUUAUGCAGGGAAUCAAUGUUGUUUUUAUAGGGUAACCUGGAGAAUGGUUAGGAUUUUUUUUCUGUUCGCUCUUGUUGAUGUAAUUUAAUGUCCUAGUAAUGUAAACAAGAUAAAUAAUGGAGCGGAAAAGGAUACUCUUUGUAGGUUUGUACGGAUGAAAACAUUUCCAAUUCUGCAAAGUGCCUGGUUUCUAACCAUAGAUACAUAUAUAAUCUUCUGUUAUUUUAUUCCUGUAAAUAUAUUUGUGUGUGUGUGCGUGUAUAUCUAUAUACAUAUAGAUAUAUAGAUAUAUAUCUAUCUAUGGUUUACCAGGUUGUGAAGUACCUGUGAUGUCAGCACUCAGGAUGGAAACCGACGAGGUUUAGUUACCUCCAAGCUGAACACUGUCUCUCCUACUGUGACUGUAUCGUCACACUCAAAACGAUACAGACUGUUUUUGUUUGACAAUGUUUGUCACAUUGUUUUGUUGAGGCGAUCAGGAUAUUUUUCUUUUAUUUCUUUUUUUCUAAUUUAAGUCAUUUUGUUCAGCCAAGCAUCUGUGUUGCUGCACGCACACACAUACACACACUUGGCAGAUGGAAUGGCUGGUAGAAAGUAUGUCAAUGUUUUCUGCAUGUUCCACAGCCCAUCACAAAUGUGACGUUACAAUUUGCACUAGACAGUUGCACCUCAAAUAAAACUGAAAACAAAGAAAAA
Hippocampus comes (tiger tail seahorse) is the source of this 4204-nucleotide messenger RNA. RefSeq names its product TSC22 domain family protein 1. The record is from RefSeq and is a predicted model, not a curated record. Lineage: Eukaryota; Metazoa; Chordata; Actinopteri; Syngnathiformes; Syngnathidae. Gene Ontology annotation, biological process: regulation of transcription by RNA polymerase II; positive regulation of cell population proliferation; negative regulation of apoptotic process. The transcript is spliced from 3 exons. Bases 683 to 2971 code for a protein of 762 amino acids. Gene Ontology annotation, cellular component: nucleus; cytosol.